This is a messenger RNA of Penicillium taxi, 2403 nucleotides long. Its product is annotated as Zn(II)2Cys6 transcription factor domain-containing protein. Gene Ontology annotation, molecular function: zinc ion binding; DNA-binding transcription factor activity, RNA polymerase II-specific. The coding region runs from base 1 to 2403 and encodes 800 amino acids. The record is from RefSeq and is a predicted model, not a curated record. The transcript is spliced from 2 exons. NCBI's taxonomy places the organism in Eukaryota, Fungi, Ascomycota, Eurotiomycetes, Eurotiales, Aspergillaceae. Gene Ontology annotation, biological process: regulation of DNA-templated transcription.
AUGGAGAACUCUCGCCGACGACAACUUCACAGUUGCGACCCCUGUAGGAAAGGAAAGAGGGGCUGUGAUGCACCGAGAAAUCGAAAUGACAGCGGUUUUUCCUGCUCUAACUGCAAACGAUGGAAGAAAGAGUGCACUUUCAACUGGCUGUUGGCAAAACCCACGGACCCUCGAAAUUCUCGAAAACGACCAAGAACAAACGCUACAGAUAUAAUUCAGAAUCCCGAUUUACCUUCAAUUCCAGAAUCUGUCAGUAACCUUUUUGAUGAGCCACUGCUCUCUUCACAAUGGAAUCUUGUCAAUUCAGGGGAUAUUUUCGCUUCUCCCGAUUCCCGAAGUUUCGCCUCAACACCUUUUUUUGAAACCGAGAACAAAAUUUUUAAUGGAAUAGAGUGGAGUGGUUUAGCAGAUGGGCAGCCUGGAAUUAACGUCUGGGACAUCAGAAACCCAGGCCACUGGCAAACCGAUGCAGUGAUUCAAGAGUCUGGAGAUGCCUCCAGGCAACUUGGGUAUCAGUCAAACACAGAAGAUUCGCUACCAAGCUUAUCAGAGAGCAGAUCUGAUGCAACUCAAGAUCUGGAGAAUAGAUCUAUAUCUUCUUCAUCUGAUUUCACUGACCCAGAGUACCAGAACAGCAGCCAAAGUGUUUACUCAACAUUGGAAUUUAACCCAGCAUUCAUGCUGGGCUGUCAACCAAGUCUUUCAACUGCUUCAAACAAUACAGCUAAGGAAUAUGCUCGUGUAUCGAUGACGCGUAACCUGAUUCACAUAUACCAUGAUAGUAUGGAGAACGCCUUGUCAUGCUGGUUGACGGAGCACAAUUGCCCUUACAGCGACUCCACCGGCGGUAUGGUGCCCUAUAGAAAAAUGAAGGAAUGGGGCCCUAGCUGGUCCAACAGAAUGUGCAUCCGAGUUUGUCGUUUGGAUCGUGCAUCCGAUAACAUACGCGGUCGGGCUUUAACCGCAGAGGAGGAGAAACUCGUAUAUCAAGCUCUUCACCUGGCUAUUAUGGCAUUCGCUUCACAGUGGACUCAACAUGCGGAGAAAGGGAGUGUAUUGAAUGUCCCAAGUGUAAUCGAUGAAGACGAAAGAGCCAUUCGAGUGAACAUCUGGAAUAGAGCACGGCACGCUCUGGAGCAUUCAGUCGGAAUACCCUCUUUCCGCGUCAUAUUCGCGAACAUCAUAUUCUCCCUGACACAGAGUCCGCUAGACAAGGGACAGGAUUUACGCCUGGAUGAGCUAUUAGAGAAUGAUCGUGCACCUUUAUUUCUUGAAAACGCCAACCGUCAGCUUUUCACACUUCGUUAUAAGUUCAUGCGACUUCAGCGACAGGCCAAUUCAUCGCGAGCGGGAUCAAAAGGGUCAACAACGGCAGACGUGUUCAACUUGCCUACGCCUCCUGUAUCACCUCAGGUUGACCCAGUUCUUGGUAAUGAGGAACACCGCAAUACAAUCGGUCUAUUAUUUUGGUUAGGAGUAAUGUUUGAUACACUGAGUGCUGCGAUGUAUCAACGUCCCCUUGUGGUGUCGGAUGAGGAUAGCCAAGUCACAACAGUAUCACCUCCUAUGCUAAAAUUCGAGGAGCAUAUUGACCUUGACGGUUGGAACUUACCAAACAGUUCAUCUCGUCAAAAGAAGGACGUAUGGGGUGAUUUUUUCCUUCGUUAUCCGCGCCAGAAAUCUAGUCAGAUACGAUGGCCCUGUUCCUACGACGAAGCUGCGUCUGUUCUUUCGGAGGCUACCCCGGUCAAAGUAUUGCUCUACCGUCGAAUCACACAGCUGCAAACUCUGCUAUACCGGGGGGCAAGUGGCGACCGACUCGAAGAAAUCAUGAAAAAGGCCAUACUGGUCUAUCAGCACUGGAACGCUGCAUAUCAGCCAUUCAUGAAAGACUGUAUCUCCAAUCACGAAUUCCUCCCUCCUCGCAUCCAGUCAUGGUAUAUCAUACUUGACGGUCACUGGCAUCUUGCAACGAUGCUUUUGGCAGACGUGAUAGAAAGUAUUGACCAAGCAAGGCUGGGUUCGGAUAUUGAACGAGAAGUUCGUCAAACUACAAAAUUCGUUUCUGUUGUACGAGCAGAUAAUGCGCUGGCAGUUGGUGAACUUGCUCGCUCUUCACUUCAAGGGCAGGAUCCGAUGAUCCAUGGUCGCUUUCAUGAUUCCCUCAGCGAAGUUGCUCUUCUAGUUGAACCGUGGACUGUUGUUCUAAUCCAUUCAUUUGCCAAGGCGGGAUACAUCUCUCUCGAAAGGUUGGAGGAGCCUGACGCGCAAAAUGUGCCAACUGAGCGAUUCAAGAAGAAUUGUGAGCUUUGUAUCUCUGCUCUCCAAUACCUUGGAAGAAAGUCUGAUAUGGCUUCACUGGUUGCUCGAAACCUUUCAAGAUCUUUGGUGGUCAUUCCAUAG